GAUUCGGCCGGCUCCGACAUACAUAUGUAUUUUCAGCAGCAAAACAAAAGCAAGCCAAGUUUCAUCCGUAUAACUUCAAAAUUAAUUUUACGAAAAGCUUAAAAAAUGUGCUGAGUUUGAAUCUGAACUGCCAAACAAAGCUCUUAGUGUGGUCAAAUGAUGAGCACAACUUUGAAUAAUACGCUCGUCAAGUGUGGAGUUCUUUUUAUGGAUCCGUUGCACAACAGUUCCACUUCCAGAACACCAGAUGGUUUAUAUCGAUAGUUAUGACUAUCGUAUAGUAGGCCACCACUGCACAGCUGAUAUUUUGGCGGCAAUUUUUAUUCAAAACAAGUUAAAUACACAAUCAAAGCCCAGUGAUUAAAUUAAAGCCAUUAUGCACGACUCUGUAGAUGAGGUAAUAAAAACGCGUCGAUUUUUAAAGGAGCGACUGCAGCGUGACUACACCACACUGCGUGGAUACCAAGCGGAGCGCUCCAAUGUGCGCCAACUGCUGCGGCGCACAGCAGAAAUGGGUGAAUCGAAUUCCCUGCUUUUGAUUGGACCCCGUGGGGCUGGAAAAACGACACUCAUAAAUGCCGUUCUCACGGAUUUGCUGGAAAACAAAUCAUUUGUGGACAACACGCUCAUCGUACACCUCGAUGGAAAUUUGCAUACGGACGAUCGCUUGGCUCUCAAAUCAAUUACGGUGCAAAUGCGACUUGAGAAUGCAGCCGAUGGUAAAGUGUUUGGUUCCUUUGCCGAGAAUCUCGCCUUUCUGCUGCAGUGCCUCAAGGCGGGCGAUAAGAAGUCCAAGAGCGUGGUGUUCGUGCUCGAGGAAUUCGAUCUCUUCUGUACACAUCACAAUCAAACACUGCUCUACAAUCUCUUUGAUGUCUCACAGUCGGCUCAGGCGCCAAUCUGUGUGCUGGGCGUAACUUGUCGCCUGGACGUCAUUGAGCUACUCGAAAAACGAGUCAAAUCGCGAUUCUCUCAUAGACAGGUGUUUCUGUUUCCCAGUGCCCAUAAAUUUGAGGAGUAUGCAGGACUCUUUCAGCAACUGAUGAGCAUACCCAGCAGCAAAGAUCUGAAGUCUGCUGCUGAUCGCGUUGACAGCCUAGAGCUACUUAAAUCGGAUGCGUUCACCUUCCAGCGAAAUCAUUUUGACGGUGUUGAGUAUAAUUUUGAUAAGAGAUAUGCCGAGAACUGGAACAAACAGAUUGCUAUGAUUAUCAAGACACCAGCAGCACAGAAAACUCUGCAAAUGCUUUACGAUUUCGAUAUAAGCGAGGCAUUUCUGAAGAACUUUAUAUAUCGGCUCGUGGCACAGCUAAAGCCCGAUGCUCCACACAUUACAGGCGAGCAACUUACAAUGCUGGCCGCCCAAUACGAGUCUGAUGAUAAAGUUGAGCUGCUCUGCGGACUCUCUGUGCUCGAACUGUGUCUCAUCAUUGCGAUAAAGCAUCAUUCGAGCAUCUACGACAGGGAUCCGUUCAACUUUGAAAUCAUAUUUGCGCGCUUCACGAAGUUCGCCAAGGUGUCCACAACGAUGCAGGGCGUGGAACGUGCUAUUGUACUCAAAGCCUUCGAGCAUUUGCGCAUUGUGGAGCUCAUCAUGCCGCUUUCGAGCAGCGGUUUGGGCAAGGUGCAGAAGGAGUUCGAAAUGCACAAAAUGGCUCUAACAUAUGGACAAAUACAGCAAGCGGUUCAACGCUAUCAAGCACUCCCCACGGAGGUGGCGCAAUGGGCGCAGAGUUCGUUAAUCUGAUGUUGGCUAUCAUUCCUUAAAUUUAAACCUUAUUUAUUUCAUUAUUUAAAUACACUUAUCGACCAACGUCUGUAA
Molecule: messenger RNA, 1822 nt
Organism: Drosophila grimshawi
Lineage: Eukaryota; Metazoa; Arthropoda; Insecta; Diptera; Drosophilidae
Gene: Orc4
Product: origin recognition complex subunit 4
Exons: 3
Coding region: 377-1747 (456 amino acids)
Biological process (GO): DNA replication initiation; DNA replication
Cellular component (GO): nuclear origin of replication recognition complex; nucleus
Molecular function (GO): DNA replication origin binding; ATP hydrolysis activity
Source: RefSeq, a predicted model, not a curated record